GAAGAGCUCGGUCCCUGCGACGAGGGCGGGUCUCGCAUUUGGAUGCCGUGCGAUGCUCGAUCACCGGUGCAAGCGGGCGGACGGACACUGGGGCUGCUCUGCGUCGGGCGUGCGAUGCACUGACCAAACCUUCACUACAUAGGGGUUAUUUAUGAGCUAGUGUGCGAGCGUCGGGUGGGAUCGGCUCAGCAUCAUCCCUGAUGUGAGUACAGCGGAAUUUAAGGAUGGAUACACGGGCCACACCUGUGCGCCAGCUGCGUAACCCGCGGACCUGUUGGAGACCACCGGGCACAGACUCACAGCUCUGGGCAGCAGACAGCCCAGCGAUGGCGCUGUGACCACCGGGUUCGACAAAGACCUUAUGGGGCCCUUUGCGCAUCAACGCGCCCGCUGGAUUAUCAUAGCUUCUGGAUUCUGUUCGGACCGGCCUUAUACUGACUGGACCGAACCUUCCGCCUUCUCUCAGUGUGUGUGAGUGUGAUUUUGAGACAAAGACCGUGCGCGCACCGCUGAAACCCACGCGCUAUGGAUGCGGUUCGGCUGGACGGGCUCGACCCACCGGCGGAGAACGGCAAUGUGUCGCAGCCCGAACCGCCCAAGCGGCUCUCGCAGGUGGACACGGUGGUUCUGCCCUUCCUCGGGGGGUUCGGGAGGUAUCAGCGGCGCCUGGUGGCCCUGACUUGGAUCCCGGCGUUCCUCAUCUCGUUCAUCCAGUUUUCGGAUCACUUUCUGCUCGGCCAGCCGGACAGGAAGUGCGUCCGCCCGGAUCAGGGCAGCGCGGGGAACGGGACGGGCUCGGAUCGGGAUUUAUUCUUGGAUCUGAUCGCGAACGGGAGCGACGCCACCGAGAACAGCUACGUUACGGCGUGUAUGUGCUCGGAGUGGCGCUUUGAGCUGCAGUCGGGACUGCAGCAGAAUGUGGUCACCAAGUGGACGCUGGUGUGUGACGGAGAGUGGAAGGUUCACAUCGCCAAGUUCUCUCUGCUGGUCGGCUCCAUUUUUGGCUACCUGCUGAUGGGAGCGAUGGCAGACUGGUUGGGCCGUAUCCCAGUGCUGCUGGUGUCCGUGCUGUCCGUGCUGGUGUUCGGGUUAGCCGUGGCGUUUUCCGUGGAUAUGGCCAUGUUCAGCACACUGCGCUUCUUUGAAGGUUUCUGUCUGGCGGCCAUCAGACUGUCCCUUUAUGUCCUGAGGAUUGAGUUGUGUUUGCCCAAAUGGCGUUUCUCCAUGACCAUGAUCGCCAGUCUGAUCAUCGUGGGCGGGCAGCUGCUGAUGCCCGGUUUGGCGGCGCUGUGCCGUGAUUGGCAGAUUCUUCAGAUCGCGAUCAUCGCUCCUUUUGUGCUUAUGCUGCCGUAUGUCUGGAUGUUUCCCGAGUCUCUGCGCUGGUUGUUGGCCACUCAACAUUACCAAAGAGCCAAGCGACAAAUGUACCGAAUCGCCCAGAGCAACAGCGUCGACACAGCAACCGACCCCAGUGGCAUCCUCUCAGAGCUGGAGACGGAACUGCAGCAGAAGCCAAAGACGUCCUGCGUAACGCAGCUGACCGGCACCCGAAACCUGUGGAAGAACACCGUGGUCCUGUGCGUGAACUCGUUGACGGGCUACGGCAUCCAUCACUGUUUUGCUCGCAGUGUUCUGGAAGGCAGCGAAUCUCAUCUGAAUUACUACGCAGUGGCUGCCAUCGCAUUCGCCUCCUGUAUUGUGGUGUGUCCUGUGGUGGGCGGCUUUGGCAGGAGAGGAGGCCUGCUUACCUUCAUGAUCAUUACAGCCUUGGCAUCGCUGCUGCAGCUGGGUCUGCUCAACCUAAUCGGGAAGUACAGUCUUCGGCACGAUGCAGUUCUGCGAGACACCCUGAAUCGGCGCUUCUCGUACGCGUUCUCCAUCAUCGGGAUGUUCUCGUCUCAUGCUGUCAGCACACUCAGCAUCUUUUACUGCGCAGAGAUCACGCCGACUGUCAUCAGGGGUGGCGGCGUCGGUCUGGUCCUCGCGAGCGCAGGGUUCGGCAUGUUAACAGCGCCUCUCAUGGAGCUCCACAAUCAGAAGGGUUUCUUCCUGCAUCACGUGAUCCUCACCUGCUGCACGCUGCUCUGCAUCAUUUGCAUACCGUUGCUCCCGGAGACCGCCGGCCAACCGCUGCCCGAGACUAUUGCUGAGGGGGAGGGGCUACUGCGGCGGCCCAUCCUCCCUGGAGAGCAGCACCACCUCCUGGCCAGGACCGAGGUCAGGGAAUACUCACGCGUUCAGGACACGCCCCUUCACCAGGUCGUGAACCCCGGCAACGGCUCAGUGCCUAGCAACAGUACAGCCAAUGGCGUGAGGACUUCAUGACAGCAUUUUCUAAGAUCGGCCAAUUGAAGAACAGUGGGAACGAUAAGUUUCGAUUGUAAAGAACGAGCCUCAUUCAUUCGUUUUUAAAACCGCGGACUGAGACAGAUGUCCCGAUAAAAGUGUCAAACGCCUCAUUAACCAGCAUCGGUGAAGAUUAUUACCAUUGUAGGAACUGAAAAUGUUAUUUUAACUUGCAUUCAAUGAAAGGAGUUCUAUUUUUCGAACGGCCACUAAUUUAAUGUCUCCGAACAACAACCUCAUGGAGGAGUUUCACUGAUUUGAAUGUGUUUUUUGUAUGUUUGGUAAAUGUUUGGUAUUUAUUAAGGACAGAAUGACGACAGUAAGAACCGACGGGCCUCGUUCACGACACGAGUGAAGCAAAUUUAAGUAGUUGUAAUGCUUUCCAUUCGUAGGAAUGGUGGUCAAGCGCGACAGAAAUGAGUUUUGCUCACGUUUCGUGAAUGAAGCGCGUCGUGUUCGUGUGCACCUCACUAUGUUCAGGUUUUUUUAGUCUGUCUGUUUUGCACUAAAACUAGAAAAGCAAUCAUGAGUCGGCCAGAUGAAUCUGAACUGAAUGUGAAUGAAACCACAACUAGACAGAUGAUGGCUGUUUAAAAAAAUACAACAGCACAACUUAAUGGUCUGCUCUUAACAUGCAAACAUUCACAAACUCAAUAACCUUCAUCUGGUGAAACCUGUCAGGAAAGUGUCACGGGUCAUAUCGCACAACAAAAUCAAUAGAAAUACAUUAAAGACAAGAAAAAAAUUGGUGUACUUUUAAGAACAUUAAGAUUUUUCAUUACUUCAAUGAUAUUGUACUGGCUUUUGCUAAGUAAAAACAUAAAUGUAUUAAAGUAAUGAGAAUUUAAUGACAAUCAUCAAGAAUAAUAAAAUUAAGAAUAAUGCGCAGAUGCAUUAUGGUCAUUUCCUUUUGCAUUGUGCUAAUGAUAUUUAGGAGGAUAAUGUCACAAUGCUUAAAUAUUUUAAUGGUUGUAAAAACAACCAUUUUAUUUAUUUUACUUUUGAUUCUGGAGUGAAAUGAGACCCAGACACACUUUCAUGACAUUUACUCAAAUCAUAAAUGUGAACUCUGGUUGAUGUGGAGCAUGACCACUAGAAGGGCUGCUGAGUGUUUUCAUGUAUAUUAUUAUUAUUAUUAUUAUUAAUGUGUAGAAUAGCAGUGGAGUAACUUGAACAUCACAAAACUCCUGUUUAUCCUUAAACUACUGAAUAUAGAACCAAAUUAUGAAAAAACAAGUCUCCCGACCUUAUAGCAGGACAUUAAUGAAACAUUUCAAGGUUUUAAACUGUGACUGCAAGUAUUGUGUGUAUACAGGCUUCUGGGAUAUAUAUAUUUAUCUCUGAAUGUGAGUCGUGGUAUUUCACAUCCUAAUGGCAGGAGUAAUAGUGAGUAAUCAGAAACAAGCACAGGAUCAAUACUUACGUAUAUGCAUUUGGCUACUGUCCUGUAUAAGCUUCAGCACUCCACGAUACUGAUUAAAGCACAUUGGAAGAAAGAGCACAAACGAGUGAAUCUCACAAAAACAACAACAACAUGCCCAGGCCAUUUUUCACUCCAAAAAUCCAAAAGAAAUGACAAAGUAUAUUUUUCUUAAAGAGAAUGAAACCUAUUUUUAGGACCAAAAAUCUCUCAUUACUUUAAUGUGGGACAAAAUAUUAUUAAAAUUGUCAAGCACAAUUGUAAGGUAUACGUCACCAAAAAACUGCUUGAUUAUAAAUAAAAAAAUUAUUUUAUUUUUAAAAACAGACUAAAAUAACAGAUUUUUUUUUGGCUUGAAACAUGACCUGGACACACAUUAAUGAGAUUCACUCAAACAUGGAGUGCAUAAACAAAUUUGUGCAAGAGACUGAAACAUUUUCAAUUAGCGUAUUUUUCUGUAUUUGACUCAUUUUGACGAUUAAGAUUAGAAUUUCAUACAUGUUAAUAGUCCAUUUUAAGACACUGCACUUGUAAAUAAAUACCAUUUUUAAUACA
Ctenopharyngodon idella (grass carp) is the source of this 4321-nucleotide messenger RNA. RefSeq names its product solute carrier family 22 member 23 (gene slc22a23b). Gene Ontology annotation, molecular function: transmembrane transporter activity. The transcript is spliced from 10 exons. Gene Ontology annotation, cellular component: membrane. Gene Ontology annotation, biological process: transmembrane transport. The record is from RefSeq and is a predicted model, not a curated record. Bases 526 to 2325 code for a protein of 599 amino acids. NCBI's taxonomy places the organism in Eukaryota, Metazoa, Chordata, Actinopteri, Cypriniformes, Xenocyprididae.